AUGGCGCUCGUGCUGUUCCUGAGCAGGGAACCAGGGGCAAAGGCCCCAAUGUUUGCAAAUUGUCUCAAGCUCUCUGAGCAGGCAGGUAUCAUCCUCAUGGCCAUGAAGACCUUGGCAAACCCAGGGGUCUACAGCAUCACCAUGGCUGCCCACAUGGUGGAUGUCCUUAUGUCAGACACUGACUUCUGGUCAGACCAGGUGCUGAACAUCACCUGGGCCAUCUACAGAAACUUGCCCUCCGUCAGCACAGAAAUAGCCCACAACAGCCUGAAGAUGGCCCUGCUGGUGUUGACACGCGAAAACCCCAAAAAGGUGGUGGCCAGCAUGCUGCAGUGCUCCGCAACGUGCGGCAGUGACACAAUGGCCAUGUGGAAGACAAUGCUCUCUGAGCCCAAAGCUGUAAGGAAGGUGCUGGGGGAGCUGCUCAGCACACUGAUGAAUCAGUCACUGUGCAAGGUCUCCACCGCCACCAUGGACAACCCACGCAUCCUGUCCUGGGCCGCAUGCAGGACGAUACACAAGAUCCUCAGCCAGUCCUUCUGCCCAAAGGAGGUGGAGGAGGUUUUCCCUAACCUUUUUCUUGCGCUGCUGUUGCAAGUGUCAUUCACAACAGACCUGAUGCAAAAGGAAGUGAUCAUUUGCUGGAAGGAGUACCAGCAGGAUCAGCUCACUCCCACCAGAUGCUCCAUUUCUUCCAUGAAAGUGUUGCUCUGCAACAUGGGCUUUGAAAGCAAGGACCUGGCCAUCGAGGAGCAGGGUGGUUGGGACAACCUGCUCCAUGUCCAACACCACCUCAAGGGAGUGUGCAUCAUGGCCAGCCAGGGAGAUGAUGAAGACUCCAAGACGCCUGCACUGCAUGCUGUUCCACCACCUGGCGAAUCUCCUUGCUGUGGAGGACCCCAUAUCCAGCACGUGGGGAUGUCAAGACUGGAGCUCAAGACUCUCUAUGGGCUAUCCAAGAGGCCCAACAUGGCAGGGAAAAUCCUCACCCUGAUGCCAGACAUCAUGGAACGCCUGGAGGAUACUGAUGACAGUGAUGAAAAGAAGAUGAAGAAGGAGGUGUGGAAGAGCCUGCUGCUGCUGGUCUUUCACCUGCAUGACCAGAAAGAGAACGUGGCCAAGAUAAAGAACUGUCUGGAUGGCCUCACAGAGAGAGUUGCAGUCAAUGGCUCAAACUGGAGACGGGUGAUGGGUGUUGUUCCUCAGGGUUUGGUGUUGGGACCAAUUCUGUUCAACCUAUUUGUCAACUACAUGGACAGUGGGAUUGAGCGCACCCUCAGCAAGCUUCUUGAUGACAUCAAGUUAUGUUUGGUUGAUAUCCUCAAGGGAUCCUUUCCAGAGGAACCUUGA
This is a messenger RNA of Melopsittacus undulatus (budgerigar), 1350 nucleotides long. RefSeq lists its product as uncharacterized. The coding region runs from base 1 to 1350 and encodes 449 amino acids. NCBI's taxonomy places the organism in Eukaryota, Metazoa, Chordata, Aves, Psittaciformes, Psittaculidae. The transcript has 11 exons. Gene Ontology annotation, cellular component: cytoplasm. The record is from RefSeq and is a predicted model, not a curated record.